AUGGCAGCAUCGACAAGUGGAGAUACAGCUGCGAUAGCUAAAGAAAUCAAAGUACAAUUAAAACAAGCUCGAGAGCUUAUUAAUCAAAAGGAUCAUGUUGGAGCUUUGAAAUUAUGUGAAGCAAUUAUUAAGAAAGAUAAAACAUGUUAUACAGGUUGGAUUAUGAUUGCUGCUUGUGCACAAGAAUUAAAACAAUUUCAUCAAGCACAUUCUGCUUUGAAUAAAGCAUUUGAACUUGAUGAAAAUCAAUCUGUUGCUUAUCAAGGUAUGAUACAAUUAGGUGAACGUGCACCAGGAUUUCUUAGCGAAAUUGAUAUUACUAGUGCAUAUCGAAAAUUAUGUUCAUUGACUCGUGCAUCUGAUCCAACAAAAUUCUUCGAUCAUGCAAAAAAAUAUAUUGAAUAUUUAAAAAAGCAAAUCGAAUGUCAAUCAACAACUACAAAUGAACAAAAUAAUCCAUAUCGAAUACAAUUAGCUGAGCUUUGUAAAGAUAUUGUUGAAGAAAAACGUCUUCAAUUAAGUCAAGAAGAUGAACAACUUUAUCGAUUAUUGUCUACUGAUAUACUAUCACCGAUAAAAACACUUUCAACAAAUUUAAAUGAAUUUUUAAGUAGUAACUAUUUUUGGCUUUCACAAAGUAGUUCAGAUAAUAUUCAACGUUUAAAUUACUAUGAAAAAUAUAUUAAAUCAAUUUGUCAAAUGGGUCGUUCUAGUUCAGAUAUUAUUGAUUAUUGUAAUGAAUGUUUGACACUAUUUCCAAACUCGACAAUAGCUCAAAAUACAAUAAUUAUUAUUGUUCUUGAAUCAUUAUUACCACAAAUAUAUGAUUCAUUAGCUCCUGUAGCAAAAUUAACUGAUGCAUUAAAUCGUAUUCGUUCAGAUGAGAAUAAUCAAAUAUCAGCACCAUCGAUUUGUGGUAAAGCUUAUUUUUUAAUUCGAAAUGGAAAAUAUUCAAAUGCACUUGAAUCAUUAGUUAAUCUUAAUCAUGAAGAUGGUGAUGGUCAUCAUCUUGUGCUUAUUCUUAAAAUGGUUUGCUAUGCUCAUUUACAUAUUAUUAAAGAGACAACAGACAUGACUAGUAUUGCACGAACAAAAUUGACAAAUUUUAUUGUGAAAGAUGUUUUAUCAUCAGUUGAGUCAUUAAUAGAUCUUUGUUUAGCUAUGAUUACUUAUGAUCUAGGUCAAUAUGAAAAGUCUAUUCAAUUAUUUGAUAAAAUAGUUCGAAAUGUAUCAAAUAAAUUUCAUGAUCGUGGAGUUUAUGGUCAAUUCAAUGCUUAUAUAAAUUUGAAUAAACCAACUGAUGCUCGUACAUGUUACGACAUAAUAAAAGAUCAUUUAAAUCCAAGUCAAGAAUUAUCUUGUCGUCUUCAAUUAGCUCUAAUUGAAGAAUAUCCAAGUGAACUUCUCAAAAUAGUUCAAAGUGCAUUAAAAGAAGCUAAUGAGAAUGAAGAAUUAUUUGAGUUAACUGUUCAAGGAUGGUUAUCAGUUGGUCAAGCUUAUUUAUCUAUACAACAUUCAAAUGAUAUGUUUGAUAAAGAUCAAUGCAAAUAUGCAUUUAAUAAAGCUAUUGAACUUGAUGAAUAUUUUUGGGAAAGUUAUGCAUGUUUAAGUAGAUAUUAUAAUGAAAUAGAAAAAAGUUUAUCUGAAGCAUUAGCUUAUUCAAAACGUGCUUUUGAAUUAAAUGAAAAUAUUGAAAGUGUACAAAUAAAUUAUGUUGAUAAUCUUCUUCAAGCUGAACAAAUUUAUGAUGCAUUAGAAAUCCUUGAACGUAUACUUGUUAUGAAUAAUACAAAAACUUGGGCACAUUUUCGUUAUGGACUUGUUUCUCUUCGAAUAAAUAAUGUACAUAAUGCUGUUAAAGCGUUACAAAUUAUUUCUCGACGUCCACCUGUAGCUGGUGCUACUUGGUCAGCAUUAGGUGAUGCACAUUUACAUACAAACAAUUUAAAAACAGCAUUAAGUUGUUAUAGUAAAGCAGCAUCAUUAGAACGUGAAACACUUUAUUCAUUGACAAGACAAGCAUUUACUAUGACAUUACUUGGUCGUUAUAAUGAAGCUAUUUCAUUAUUUGAUAAAGCUAUUGAUCAAUCACCAAAAUAUAUUUUAGCUAGAAAAGGCAAAGGUGAAGCUCAUUUUUAUCUUGCAAUUCAACAAACAGGACUUUAUAAAGAUGAAUUAGCAGUUUUUCAUGUUCAGCAAUCACUUACAGCAUUUCAUGAUGCAUUAUGUUUACAAUCUAAUUAUGCAUGUUUAUGGAAAAAAUAUGGUGAUGCAUGUAUGCUGCUUCAUCCAAUUAAUGAUGAUUUAAUUCAUAUACGAUUACCAUCAUUAACAAAAAAAUUUGAUGAAAAUAAAAUAAAAGAUGUUGAUGGUUGUAUUGUUUUGAAAAAAACUGAUCUUCUUCAACGUGCACAAAAAUGUUUUAUGCAAGCAAUUCAUCUUAAAUCACGUUCAGCAGUAUAUUGGUCAUGUCUUGCUCAAUGCGUUUAUAUUCAAGCUCGUUAUAAUUCAGAUGAUCAACGGUUGCUCAUGCUAGCAUUGGAAUAUAUAAAAGUAGCAAUUUCAUUAAAACCUAAUGAUCAUUUAUUAUGGAAUACACUUGGAGUUGUUGCAGCACAUCCAGCCUUCAAUGAAUCUGGCUUUGCUCAACAUUGUUUUUUUAAGUCACUACAAUUACAACGAACAGCUACAGUAUAUACAAAUUUGGGUUUUCUCUAUUAUCGUCAUGAUAAUAUACAAUUAGCAAAUAAUGCAUUUUCCAAAGCUCAGCAGACUGAUCCAAUGUAUUCAUUAGCUUGGAUUGGACAAGCACUUAUAGCUGAAAAGAUUGAUUAUAAUGAAUCUAUUGACCUCUAUCGUCAUUGUGUUGAUCUUUCCAAUCACUCUCAAGGUUUAUAUGGUUAUGGAAAAGCAAUUGCACAUCUUCUUAUUAAACCAACUAAUAAAUCAAGUGAUACUUAUCGAUAUUCAAUCAAUUAUUUAAAUGGUAAUCAACGAGCAGCCGAUGCGUUAACUAAAUAUAUUCAACGAAAUCCAAGAGAUGUAAAUGCUUUACAAUGUCUGGGCAUUAUUCAUGAAUUUAAUCAGCGUUUUAUUCAAGCUGCUAACGUUUAUCAACUGUAA
Rotaria sp. Silwood2 is the source of this 3123-nucleotide messenger RNA. Lineage: Eukaryota; Metazoa; Rotifera; Eurotatoria; Philodinida; Philodinidae. The record is from the annotation of a GenBank genome assembly.